AUGCAGAAUGUCACCUACAUAACAAAUACGGCUCACGGUCUCCAUCUUCUUGGGAUACUUGGUCUGUUCUAUCUCUCGAUUCGAGCUUGGUUCGACAUGGCAUCGUCAUAUAUCAAUAUCGGUCUCCCGACGUCCAUCUUGCUUGCCGUGGCGUCCCUGGGCGUCGACGCCGCGUUCAAACCGCCAAUCAAUAAUACGUUGGAGCAGAGUGUUGAGACCGAGUGCAAGACCUGUCCGUAUUCGCUGUGUACGAAUAAGGCGUUCUACGAGUAUGAUACCCAGGUCUCGCUUGUGUGUUGGACGACUGGUGCUGAGAUUGACGGAGAUACGACGUGGUUGAGAACUUCGGACGAUUGCUACGUUACCGAGUAUGACUUGAUGGAUAUCUCACCUGUUGAUUACCAGACUGCACUCUCAUACUGUGGCUCCGCAUCCGAAGAGCUGCUUCUCACAUAUGACAACGCAACCGUGAAGUACGACGCCGAGUGUAACAUCUGCCCCGACAACGCCUCAUGCGAGACUAUCAAGUACUUGAGGCCCGGAACAAACGUAACAGUUACGUGCUGGACGGCCGAUGGAGAAGCCGUCAUCGGCGACACGUGGAAUGGAUACAUCCUGAGGGAACGAAAAGAAAGAAAGUCUGACGAGAAACGUCCCAGCACCUGGCUCAAGACCACUGACAACUGCUACGUCAACGAGCUCCACCUGACCGAGCCCGCCAACAGAACCGUCCUUGACAACUGCGGCCCCAUCGGCUUCGUGCAAGUCCGCCAGACCGACAACACGGCAGGAGUAGCAGCCUCCUCUGCCGCCGCCCCAGCCAACGAACCCAUGCCCGAACCCGUGUCGUCGUCCACGAGUACCGUCAGAGACAGACGACACUCCCCGGCCCGCGCCCCAACUCCGAUCCCGGAGCUGCCGCUCGCAGAAGCAGCAGGCUCAGAGUCGGCGCUGCACAAGAGGUAUCUGAUCAACAUCACCGUGGGAGCCGACUCUGCCGCGUGCCACUCGGCGACGGCGUCGACGUCAGCGGUCGAGACGCGGUACCCGCUCGACGCCGUCGUGUGGAUGCAGUGCUACGCCACCUCCAACGACUCGUCGACGACGAUGGACCGUGCCGAGCAGUACUGGUAUCUGACGACGGACUUUUGCUACGUCCGGGAGGAGGACUUUCGGGAGAGCUUGUUCGAUCGUGAGUUGCUCCUUCUCUAA
Molecule: messenger RNA, 1212 nt
Organism: Drepanopeziza brunnea f. sp. 'multigermtubi' MB_m1
Lineage: Eukaryota; Fungi; Ascomycota; Leotiomycetes; Helotiales; Drepanopezizaceae
Source: RefSeq, a predicted model, not a curated record